Microthlaspi erraticum is the source of this 1401-nucleotide messenger RNA. The record is from the annotation of a GenBank genome assembly. NCBI's taxonomy places the organism in Eukaryota, Viridiplantae, Streptophyta, Magnoliopsida, Brassicales, Brassicaceae.
AUGAACCUCAAGAAUCAGUUGACUCACCGUGGUUUGGCCGAGUUAGCCAAACAAUACGGCGGUCUCUUACACCUCCAUAUGGGUAGAAUUCAUAUUGUAGCCGCUUCAACAGCUGAGAUGGCUCGAGAAAUUCUUCAGGUUCAAUAUGUGGUUUUCGCAAACCGGCCGGCUAACGUUGCGAUUUCAUAUCUUACUUACAACCGGGCGGAUAUGGCGUUUGCGAACUACGGUCCACUUUGGCGUCAAAUGAGGAAGGUUUGCGUGAUGAAGCUCUUUAGCAGGAAACGGGCCGAAUCAUGGGCCUCGGUUCGAGAAGAAAUCGAUUCGAUGGUUCAAACUCUAACCGAACAAACCGGUUCUCCGGUUAACGUUGGCGAGCUGGUAUUUGCUUUGACGCGGAACAUAACGUACCGAGCAGCGUUUGGAUCGUUCGCUCGUGAUGGCCAAGACGAAUUCGUCAAAAUACUGCAAGAGUUCUCGAAGCUGUUUGGAGCGUUUGAUAUCACAGAGUUUUUGCCGUGGAUGAAAUGGUUUAGUAACCGCGGUUUCAACGAGCGGUUGGAAAACGCUAGGAACUCGCUGGAUGGGUUCAUAGAUAGAAUCAUCGACGCACAUAUCGAAAAGAAGAAAUCGAGAAAACAAGACGAUGAUGGCUUGGACGAUGACAUGGUCGACGAACUAAUGGCGUUUUAUAGCGGUGAGAACGGUGGAAAAACUAACGAUUCGCAGUCUUCACUUACACUCACAAGAGAUAACAUCAAAGCCCUUGUCAUGGAUGUGAUGUUUGGUGGGACGGAAACGGUGGCGUCUGCGAUUGAAUGGGCAAUGACGGAGCUGAUGAAGAAUCCUCACGAACUACAGAAACUGCAGCAAGAACUCGCUGACGUCAUCGGAUUGGAUCGUCCAUUUCACGAAUCUGAUCUCGAGAAACUUCCCUACUUCAGAUGCGCGAUGAAAGAGACGUUGAGGCUACAGCCCCCGAUUCCGCUUCUCCUCCACGAGGCGGCGGCGGAUUCCGUCGUCUCCGGGUACUCGAUUCCCCGUGAUUCUCGGGUGAUGAUCAAUGUGUACGCAAUUGGGCGAGACGGAUCGGUCUGGAGUGAACCGAACGAGUUUAGACCGAGUCGGUUUAUGGAUAGCGAGGCUCCGGAUUUCAAAGGCAGUGAUUUCGAGUAUCUUCCGUUCGGGUCGGGUCGAAGAUCGUGCCCGGGUAUGCAGUUAGGGCUCUAUGCUAUGGAGCUCGCAGUCGCGCACAUGCUUCACUCUUUCGAUUGGGAGUUGCCGGACGGAGUUAACUCCGGUGAUCUGGAUAUGACUGACAUGUUCGGUCUCACGGCUCCUAGAGCCACCAGGCUCAUCGCCGUUCCGAGCUACCGGCUAAAAUGUCCGAUGGUGAUUUGA